Prionailurus viverrinus (fishing cat) is the source of this 5187-nucleotide messenger RNA. RefSeq names its product PPARG related coactivator 1 (gene PPRC1). Lineage: Eukaryota; Metazoa; Chordata; Mammalia; Carnivora; Felidae. The record is from RefSeq and is a predicted model, not a curated record. Gene Ontology annotation, cellular component: nucleus. The coding region runs from base 44 to 5038 and encodes 1664 amino acids. Gene Ontology annotation, biological process: positive regulation of transcription by RNA polymerase II. The transcript is spliced from 14 exons. Gene Ontology annotation, molecular function: transcription factor binding; RNA binding.
CGGUGCCGGCGACCAGAGCUGCGCUGAGUGUUCAGGGGCCAAGAUGGCGGCGCGCCGGGGACGGAGAGACGGAGUCGCGCCGUCACCAAGUGGGGGCCCCGGACCCGACCCCGGGGGUGGAGUGCGCGGCAGCAGUUGGGGGAGUCGAAGCCAAGCGCCGUAUGGGACUGUGGGCGCUGUGAGUGGUGGGGAGCAGGUGCUGCUGCAUGAGGAAGGGGACGAUUCUGGUUUUGUCAGUCUGUCUCGGCUUGGCCCCUGUCUGAGGGACAAGGACCUGGAGAUGGAGGAGCUGAUACUGCAGGAUGAGACACUGCUGGGGACCAUGCAGAGCUACAUGGACGCCUCCCUCAUCUCACUCAUUGAAGAUUUUGGGAGCCUUGGGGAGCAGAGCAGGUUAUCUCUGGAGGACCAGAAUGAAGUAUCACUGCUCACAGCUCUGACAGAGAUCUUGGACAAUGCAGAUUCCGAGAACCUGUCUCCGUUUGACAGCAUUCCUGACUCAGAACUGCUUGUGUCACCUCGGGAGGGCUCCUCUCUGCACAAGCUGCUCACCCUCUCCCGGACACCUCCAGAACGUGACCUCAUCACCCCAGUUGACCCACUGGGGCCCAGCACAGGCAGUAAUAGAGUGAGUGGGGUUGAGAUGUCCCUCUCAGAUCCCCCUUGGGACUUCUCCCCACCCUCCUUCUUAGAGACUUCCUUCCCUAAGCUUCCUAGCUGGAGACCCUCAAGAUCAAGAGCCCGCUGGGGCCAAUCCCCUCCUCCCCAGCAGCGUAGUGAUGGGGAAGAAGAGGAGGAGGUGGCCAGCUUUAGUGGCCAGAUGCUUGCUGGGGAGCUCGACAACUCCGUGAGCAGUAUUCCAGACUUCCCCAUGCACCUGGCCUGCCCGGAGGAGGAAGAUAAAACAGCAGCAGCAGAGAUGGCAGUGCAGGCAGCUGGCGACGAGAGCAUCUCCUCCUUAAGUGAGCUGGUGCGGGCCAUGCAUCCAUACUGCUUGCCCAACCUCACCCACCUGACAUCACUCGAGGAUGAGCUUCAGGAGCAGCCGGAUGAUUUGACACUGCCUGAGGAUUGUGUGGUGCUAGAGAUUGUGGGCCAGGCAGCCACAGCUGGCAAUGACCUGGAGAUCCCAGUUGUGGUACGGAAGAUUCCUACUGGACCCCAGCCUGUGCUUCUGGAUGACUCACUAGAGGCCAGUCCAGCUUUGAAGCUACUCAUGCCUACACUAGAGUCAGAGACAGAGGCUGCUGUGCCCAAGGAAAACCUCUGCCCUCAGGAAGAGGGGUUGUCAGAGGAAAAGCUGGAGUCAGUCUGCUUGUUAGAGCCCAAGGAGGUCAUGGAACCAAUGAUGCCCAAGGAGUCUCAGAACCCACCAGCCAACACAAUGCUGAGUUCCCAGAGAGCUCGAAAGGGCAGGAGGAAGAAGAGCAAAGAGCAGCCAGCAGCCUGUACAGAAGGCUAUGCCAGGAGGCUGAGGUCAUCUUCUCGUGGGCAAUCUACUGUGGCCACAGAGAUAACUUCACAGGCAGGAAAUUUGCCUCAGGAGGAACUUAAAAGAGAGGUCGCACCUCCCCGUAGUAGAGGGAAGCCACGGGCUUGGGCUCGGGCCUGGGCAGCUGCCUUGGAGAAGCCUAGCUCUGGGAACUUGGAGAGUAGUGCUGGACAAGCUAGUGCUGCUAACGAAGAUCCUCUAGACCUUUAUUCCAACCUGGUAGACAGCAUCCAUGCUAACCCUGUUCCAACUCCUCUCUCACUGGUUGAUUCUGCUCCAGCUGACCCCAUGCCACUUGACUCUGUUGAAACUGAUCCCACUGCAGUUAACCCUGUUCAAGCUGACCCUGUACCUGUUGAUCCUGCAUUGGUUGACUUUGCUUCAGCCAACUCAGAGCUGGUUGACCCUCUCCCAGCUGACCCAGUCCUGGCUGACUCAGCAGAAAUUGACCCUACAGUGGUUGUUCCCAUCUCAGAUGACUUGCCACCAGGUGACCCUGUCCCAGCCGACUCAGCACCAGUUGACUCUGUUCCCAGUGACCUGGCUCCAGUUGAUCCUGUGCUAGUUAAAUCUAGGCCAUCUGAUCCCAGACGUGGUGCAGUGUCUUCAGUCCAGGGGAGUCCAGCUCCCCAGUUACUUCUGGAGUCAGAGUCCUUGGACCCCCUAAAGGCCAUCAUCCCCGAAGUCCGGGAGGUUGUGGGUCCUUUGGAGGUAGAAAGUAGUACCAGUGCCACAACCCAGGAAGCCAGACCUCGGCCUCUUAGCCUAUCAGAGUACCGGCGACGAAGGCAGCAGCGCCAAGCAGAUGCAGAAGAGAGGAGUCCCCAGCCCCCAGCUGGGAAGUGGCCUAGUCUCCCAGAGACCCCCACAGGGCUGGCAGACAUCCCUUGUCUUGUCAUCCCACCAGCCCCAGCCAAGAAGACAACUCUGCAGAGAAGCCCUGAGGUUCCUCCUGAGGCUUGCUUUGUGCCUGUGGGUCCCAGCCCUGCUUCUCCUAGUCCUGAGCCACCUGCAAGCAAACCUGUGGCCUCAACUCCCACUGAACAGGUGCCAUCCCAAGAGAUGCCACUACCAGCAAGACCUCCACCUCCUACUGUGCAGUCCAUGCCCUCCACAAUGCCCACUGCUUUGCCUUUUCCCCCAGGUGGGCUAGGCAUGACUCCCAUGAUGCCCCUUCCUACAGGUGGGCAAGGGAUCCCCAGUCUGCCCCCACCUCCCUUGCAGCCUCCCAGUCUUCCAAUGUCUAUGGGACCAGUGCCACCUGAUCCCUAUACUCAUUAUGCUCCUGUGCCACCCUGGCCUUGUUAUCCCCCUGUGUCCCCUUCUGGCUAUCCAUGCCUCCCCCCGCCACCAACAGUGCCCCUGGUAUCUGGUACUCCUGGCACCUAUGCUGUGCCCCCCACUUGCAAUGUGCCUUGGGUACCCCCUCCAGCCCUAGUCCCACCUUACAGCUCCAGCUGUGCCUAUGGGCCCUUGGGAUGGGGCCCAGGGCUGCAACACCCUCCAUUCUGGCCUUCUAUGCCACCACCUCCUUUGCCUCUGGCAUCUGUUGGGAGAGCUGCUCCCCCACCCAAGGUGGAGCCCAGUGGCAUCCCAGCUGGCCCUCCUGAAAGUGUACUUUCUGUGCCAAUGGCUCCUCCUCUCAGUCUUGGGUCAACUGGCCAGGGAGCUUUGCAGAUAGAGCCCACCAAGGUGGAGCCCACCAAGGUGGAAGUCAAGUCAGUGCCUGUGUCUCCUCAUCUGAAACCUAAGGUGUCCUCCCCAAUGCAAAGCCCCCAGAUUAAGGCUCCACCGUGUUUGUCUGCUGAGAGUGUGGAUGUUGAGGAGCCUGCAUCAGAGAGGCUAAAGCCUGAGAUCCAGGAGACAAGGCCCAGGGAGAAGCCCCCCUCUCCUGUUACCAAGGUUGUUCCUACACCCACACCAAAGCAGAGCACUGUAACUAAGGUGCCUGCUGUCCACCCAGCCCGUCUAAGGAAACUCUCCUUCCUGCCUACCCCACGGACUCAAGGCCCUGAGGAUGUGGUACAGGCUUUCAUCAGUGAGAUUGGAAUUGAGGCAUCGGACCUGUCCAGUCUGCUGGAGCAGUUUGAGAAAUCUGAAGCCAAAAAGGAGUGCCCUCCCCCGGCUCCUGCUGACAGCUUGGCUGUAGGAAACUCAGGCAACGUUGACACUCCCCAGGAGAAGAGGCCCCUAGACCGGUUACAAGCCCCAGAACUGGCCAACGUGGCAGGGCUCACCCCACCAGCCACCCCUCCCCACCAAUUAUGGAAGCCCCUGGCUGCUGUUUCACUGCUGGCCAAAGCCAAAUCUCCUAAGUCCACCGCCCAGGAGGGAACCCUGAAGCCUGAAGGAGUUACAGAGGCCAAACAUCCAGCUGCAGCCUGCCUCCAAGAAGGGGUCCAUGGCCCUAGUCCAGUCCAUGUGGGCUCUGGGGACCAUGACUAUUGUGUCCGGAGCAGGACUCCCCCCAGAAAGACGCCUGCCUUAGUCAUUCCAGAGGUGGGCUCCCGAUGGAACGUCAAACGCCAUCAGGACAUCACCAUCAAACCCGUCUUGUCCCUGGGCCUGGCCGCCCCCCUGCCCCCACGCACAGCUGCCUCCCAGGAGCCACUUGAUCACAGGACUAGCAGUGAGCAGGCAGAUGCCCCAGCAACUUGCCUUGCCCCAUCCGCCUUGCUCUCCCCUGAGGCCUCACCUUGCCGGAAUGACAUGAACACUAGGACUCCCCCUGAGCCCUCAGCCAAGCAGCGGUCGGUGCGCUGUUACCGAAAAGCCUGCAGGUCGGCCAGCCCCCCAAGCCGGGGCUGGCAGGGCUGCCGUGGCCGCAGCAGCCGUUCUAUCAGCUCUGGGUCCAACCGGACCAGCGAAGCAUCUUCCUCCUCAUCCUCAUCGUCGUCUUCCUCAUCCCGGUCCCGGUCCCGGUCCCUCUCCCCCCCACACAAGAGGUGGCGAAGAUCCAGUUGCAGUUCUUCUGGACGUUCCCGAAGAUGCUCUUCCUCGUCCUCCUCCUCAUCUUCCUCAUCUUCCUCAUCUUCGUCAUCCAGUUCCCGAAGCCGGUCCCGCUCCCCAUCCCCCCGCCGGAGAAGUGACAGGAGGCGGAGGUACAGCUCUUAUCGUUCACAUGACCAUUACCAAAGGCAGAGAGUGCUGCAGAAGGAGCGUGCAAUAGAGGAGAGAAGAGUGGUCUUCAUUGGGAAGAUACCUGGCCGCAUGACUCGGUCAGAAUUGAAACAGAGGUUCUCUGUUUUUGGAGAGAUUGAGGAGUGCACUAUCCACUUCCGUGUCCAAGGUGACAACUACGGCUUCGUCACUUACCGCUAUGCUGAAGAGGCAUUUGCAGCCAUCGAGAGUGGCCACAAGCUAAGGCAGGCAGAUGAGCAGCCCUUUGAUCUCUGCUUUGGGGGCCGCAGGCAGUUCUGCAAGAGAAGCUAUUCUGAUCUUGACUCCAACCGGGAAGACUUUGACCCUGCUCCUGUAAAGAGCAAAUUUGAUUCUCUUGACUUUGACACAUUGUUGAAACAGGCCCAGAAGAACCUCAGGAGGUAACCCUGGGCCCUUCUCCCCCUUCCCUCUUUCUUUGGAGGUGUCCAACCUCCUCCACCCUCCCCUCCCCCAAUUUAGGGGAGAGAGCUGCUAGUGAGAUGACUGUUUUAUAAAGAAAUGGAAAAAAGUGAAAUAAAAAAUGUGUUAAAUCA